Molecule: messenger RNA, 1758 nt
Organism: Brassica rapa (field mustard)
Lineage: Eukaryota; Viridiplantae; Streptophyta; Magnoliopsida; Brassicales; Brassicaceae
Product: probable mitochondrial saccharopine dehydrogenase-like oxidoreductase At5g39410
Biological process (GO): glycolipid biosynthetic process
Cellular component (GO): plasma membrane; mitochondrion; lipid droplet
Source: RefSeq, a predicted model, not a curated record
AUGGGGAAAAAUUAUUUGGGAAGUGCAAAAAUAAAAGGAUAGGAUAGGAAUAAUAAAGAUGGACUCGUGACAGUGAGAAUUCAUUUAAGGAGGGCUUGGGGUGUAUGGAGUAAAUCCAGCAAAGACUUUCUCCCACCAAAGAUCUCUCUUGAACCCAAAAGUUUCUCUGAAUCCGUACCCGAUCACACACACGAUGGACCCAACCCAAAACCCCAACCCGGUUUACGAUAUCGUCAUACUCGGAGCAUCCGGAUUCACCGGAAAAUACGUCGUCCGGGAAGCUCUCAAGUUCCUCCAAACUCCUUCUUCUCCGUUAAAGUCCCUAGCUUUAGCGGGUCGCAACCCGACCCGGUUAACCCAGUCUCUCGAGUGGGCAUCCCGCCCGAACCCGCCUCCUUCCUCCGUCGAUAUCCUCACUGCUGAUACGUCAGACCCGGAUUCACUUCGCCGUCUCUGUACUCAGACCAAACUCAUCCUCAACUGUGUCGGACCGUUCCGUAUCCAUGGCGAUCCCGUCGUCGCCGCUUGUGCCGACUCUGGGUGUGAUUAUUUGGAUAUAAGUGGUGAGCCAGAGUUCAUGGAGAGGAUGGAAGCUAAGUACCACGAAAGAGCACAAGAGACUGGCUCUCUAAUCGUUUCCGCUUGUGGUUUCGAUUCAAUCCCUGCUGAGUUGGGUCUCCUCUUCAACUCCAAGCAAUGGGAGCCUCCAUCGGUUCCUAACCAGAUCGAAGCAUACCUCGCCUUGGAGUCUACCAAAAAGAUUGCUGGAAACUUUGGGACUUACGAGUCUGCGGUUCUUGGUGUUGCCAGUGCAGAGAAGCUUAAAGAACUGAGACGUUCAAGACCAAGAAAGCCUAGACCAUCUAUUCAUGGUCCACCGGCUAAAGGGCCAACGCUAGAGAACCAGAAGAAGAUUGGUCUCUGGGCUUUGAAGCUACCUUCUGCUGAUGCAGUAGUUGUUCGUAGAACACUCACAACUCUAACGGAGAAGCCACAUGGGCUCCCUGGGCUUAACGAGAGUCCUGAUCAGAUACAAAAGAGAGAAGCUUUCUGGUCAGCGAUCAAGCCGGCUCACUUCGGCGUGAAGAUAACAUCCAAAUCUCUCUUUGGUAUAUUCCGUUACGUCACACUUGGCGUCUCCCUUGGUCUGCUUUCCAAGUUCUCCUUCGGAAGAUGGCUUCUUCUGAAGUUCCCUUCUGUUUUUAGCCUCGGCUGGUUCCAGAAGAAAGGUCCUAGUGAAGAAGAGGUGGAGAGCGCUACGUUCAAGAUGUGGUUCAUUGGUCGUGGCUACAGCGAAGAGAGUCUUGUCUCGGAAGGGAAGACAAAGCCUGACAUGGAGAUUAUCACGAGAAUCUCGGGACCUGAGAUUGGGUACAUAACCACGCCGAUAGCGCUUGUGCAGUGCGGUUUGAUAGUGUUGGGGCAGCGCGAAAGCCUAGUUAAGGGAGGAGUCUACACACCAGGGAUUGUGUUUGGUUCAACCGAUAUCCAGCAGCGACUUGAAGACAAUGGCAUAUCCUUUGAGGUCAUUUCAAAGAACAAGAUCCAAGACUAGAAAGUGAUAUGUUUCCUCUUCUCAAUGCUUUUUUCUUUUCUGUUUCGUAAGUUAUGUGUUUGGUCCACCUAAUAAGUUGCUUGUCUAUGAGAGGACAGUUUAGUCUUUUUUAAGUUGUAAUAAAGUGAAAACUUUACUCAGUAAACAGAUCAUCCUCUUGAAAAAAAUUGGAUGGUGAGAAAAUUGUCUAUCAUUUACCAAAA